AUGUUUGAGUCAAUGCCAAAAGAGCUCAGGAACCAGAUCACUUGGAAUUCAAUGAUGAAGGAGCUUGUACGCAAUGGUCGAUUAGUCCAUGCGAAAAAUAUAUUUAACACCAUGCCCACGAAAGAUGCUAUUUCUUGGACGUGUCUACUCGAGGCACUGUGUCACGUAGGUGGAAAAGAAAGUUUGGCAAAAGCUCUCAAAGUGUUGGAGGAGAUGCCGCAUGACAAAACAGUGAUUCACUGGACGAUGAUGCUGGAGGCCUAUUCCAAUACCGGGGACGUUGACUCCGCGAGGGCCAUGUUUGACCGGAAGUGGCGUCAGUCAAUGCGAUGCUCGUGCAGGAGGUAUGAUGAUGCAAAGGCAUUGUUUGCCAACACGCUUAACAAAGAUGUGUACAAAUGGACAUCCAUGAUCAGGGCAUGCACAAUGAUAAGGGAUGAGACACAUGUGAUUCAAACCUUUAAUCAGAUGAUUUUGGAUGGAAUUCUACCCAACAGAGUAACAUUCAUUGCUAUACUUGUGGCAAACAGCCAGGUGAAGCGGAUGGAAGAGGCCCAAGAACUUAUUGAGACGAUGCCCUAUGAGUGGGAUGCAAGCAUUUGGAUGACAUUUCUCUCUUCCUGUAGGAAGCAUGUAAAUGCUGAGCACGGAAAAUAUGCUGCGGAGCAGAUAUUUGCCAUGGACCCAAACAAUGCCACCCCAUACAUUAUCCUCACCGAGAUAUACGGGAAAAGCGGAAGGACUGAUGAAAUUGCUGGGCUGAGAAAGAUGGUGACAGAGAAGGGCUUGACGAAGCUUGGAGCAAUCAGCCGUGUCCAACUUGGUGGAAAAAUGCACACAUUUCAUCUGGGGGAUUGGUCUCAUCCUAAUAUAAAAGAAAUAUGGGGUGAGCUCAUGAGGUUAAUGAAGCUGGCAAAAGAGAAUGGGUAUGUGAAAGAAGAGAACUUUUGGCACCUCAAUUGCAACAAAGAGGAGGUCCAUAGUGAGAAGUUUGCAAUUGCAUAUGCAUUGCUUCAAGAAUCUCACAAAUCGAAUGUUCUUGUCAGUAAUAACAUGUGCAGUGAUUGCCAUGCCUCAGCAAAAGUGAUUCCUGAGAUUGCUGAAAAAGGAAAGAAUAUCUUUGUUCAAGAUGGUCAACAGCUUCACUGUUUCGAAGGAGGCUGUUGUUCUUGCAGUGAUGCAUGGCAUGAGCGAGAGAUGCCCGUGGCAGAUAAAUGUCCUGUAGCAUUGGUGUGUAUUGUCUGGAUUUCCUUGUGGGCCGGAGGCCUCACAUCGAGCUCAUGUGAACUUCUAGAUGUGCUUGAAUCCGAUCUUGUCAUCACGAGCACCAAACAAAAGCUUCAGGUAGAAGAAGUUUCCUCUGACUCCAAAGUUGUGCAGGACAAGGCUCUGAUUCGGAAGCAGCAGCAUAUGCUUGUUAUGCUUGAAGGGCUGCACGAGAAUGGCAGCAGUGAGCUGUCGGCAAGGUGGAGGAGGUGA
Selaginella moellendorffii is the source of this 1479-nucleotide messenger RNA. Its product is annotated as pentatricopeptide repeat-containing protein At3g49170, chloroplastic. Gene Ontology annotation, biological process: RNA modification. Gene Ontology annotation, molecular function: protein binding; RNA binding; zinc ion binding. The record is from RefSeq and is a predicted model, not a curated record. NCBI's taxonomy places the organism in Eukaryota, Viridiplantae, Streptophyta, Lycopodiopsida, Selaginellales, Selaginellaceae. Bases 1 to 1479 code for a protein of 492 amino acids. The transcript has 6 exons.